This is a messenger RNA of Tribolium castaneum (red flour beetle), 1035 nucleotides long. Its product is annotated as cathepsin L precursor. NCBI's taxonomy places the organism in Eukaryota, Metazoa, Arthropoda, Insecta, Coleoptera, Tenebrionidae. The transcript has 3 exons. Bases 25 to 1011 code for a protein of 328 amino acids. Gene Ontology annotation, biological process: positive regulation of peptidase activity; positive regulation of apoptotic signaling pathway; immune response. Gene Ontology annotation, molecular function: cysteine-type endopeptidase activity; cysteine-type endopeptidase activator activity involved in apoptotic process. The record is from RefSeq and is marked validated. Gene Ontology annotation, cellular component: lysosome.
GGUCUGAUCCACUCCUAAUCCCCAAUGGAGACAUUUGUUAUUUUCCUAGUAACCAUAAUUGCCACAAUGGCAUCGCCUCAAAAAUUAAUAAACGACCAAAACUGGUCCCAAUUCAAGCUAACCCACAAAAAAGAAUAUUCUACAAAAACAGAAGAAAUGAAACGCCUGGCAAUAUUUACGGAAAAUUUAUCCAAAAUUGACGCACACAACACAAAAUACCGAAACGGUGAAGUGACUUAUUUCAAAGCCAUGAACAAAUUUGGUGAUUUGACAACGGACGAGUUUUUGGCUUUCGUCAAUCGUAACAAACUGACAAAGCGCGAAAAAAACGAAAAACACACCAAACUAAACACAACAAAAAUCGAAUACGAAACUCAAGUCGAUUGGCGAGCAAACGGACUAGUUAGCGACGUGAAAAACGAACAAGACUGUAGCUCAUCGUGGAGUUUCAGUGCUCUUGGGGCCGUCGAAGGACAAUUGGCUCUUAAAACCAAUCAACUGACGUCCCUUAGCGCGCAAAACCUGAUCGAUUGUUCGGCCGAUUUCGGCUGUAAUGGGGGCCAUGCCACCAAUGCUUAUUCCUACAUCAGCCAAUUCGGAAUAAUGCCAGAAAAGGAUUAUCCAUACGAAGGCAAAGCGGGUGUUUGCAGAUUUGACGCCUCAAAGUCAAUCACCACCGUCACAGGAUUUUACGAUAUUGACCCCAACGACGAAACAGCCCUGCAGGGGGCCUUGGCCAUGAUGGGGCCCAUUGCCGCCACCAUUGAAGCCACCGAGGAACUCCAAUUCUACAAAGGGGGGAUUCUGUUGGACGAAAAGUGCAAUAGCAAAGUCCCCGACUUGAACCAUGGGGUUCUGGUGGUCGGUUAUGGGUCAGAAAAUGGGGGCGAUUUCUGGAUCGUGAAAAACUCCUGGGGCAGUGACUGGGGCGAGGGUGGUUAUUACAGGCCCGUGCGCAAUCACGGCAACAACUGUGGUAUUGCAAGCUCGGCAACACUUCCAAUUUUGUAAAAAAAUAAUAAAUUAUUAAAUAAC